AUGAAUGAUGGGUUUGGAUAUAAUGUAAUCGAUGAAAUGUCUUGGCAUUCUCGCUUCGUCAAAUCCCCCACCCAAAUUACUAGCCGAGUCAGACCAGCGCGCAAUAAUCGGCCUAUCGCGUAUAUAUCAGACUUGCUCUCGUCGUCAAACUCUGUAGACGCUCCUCCAGCCAAAUCUACGCGUUUGAGUAGCCGUGGCAAAGCACCUCCUAAAGCACCUACCCGGGCACCAAAGAAGGCACAGAAGGCUUAUCCUAAGGCUUGUAAGCAAGCAGCAGCAGCAGCUGCUGCUGCUGCCAAACAGCGUUUGAAGAACUCAGUUGCCUUUGUAGAAGCUCCUCCUUCGCCUCUAGCUUCUAUCGUCGAAUUGCCGUCGUCUCCGCCACCUGUUCCGCGACCUGUUCCGCGACCUGCUCUGUUACCUGCCCUGCCACCUGCUCUGCCACCUGCUCUGCCACCUGCUCUGCCACCUGCUCUGCCACCUGCUCGAGCUUCGUCGCCCGUUGAACCUGAGCAGCCACAGUAUGAGAUUAAUAUACAAUAUUCGCUUCGCGUUAACACAGUGAGGAGGCCUGGGGAUGUAGAGAGCACCGAGCGAUGCUUCCUCCUCCUAUUCAUCUACAAUUGA
Lindgomyces ingoldianus is the source of this 627-nucleotide messenger RNA. RefSeq lists its product as uncharacterized. The record is from RefSeq and is a predicted model, not a curated record. Bases 1 to 627 code for a protein of 208 amino acids. The transcript has 4 exons. Lineage: Eukaryota; Fungi; Ascomycota; Dothideomycetes; Pleosporales; Lindgomycetaceae.